Chenopodium quinoa (quinoa) is the source of this 1335-nucleotide messenger RNA. RefSeq lists its product as uncharacterized. Gene Ontology annotation, biological process: defense response. The coding region runs from base 152 to 1036 and encodes 294 amino acids. The record is from RefSeq and is a predicted model, not a curated record. The transcript has a single exon. Lineage: Eukaryota; Viridiplantae; Streptophyta; Magnoliopsida; Caryophyllales; Amaranthaceae.
CAUAAAAUAUCAAUCAACAACCGAAAUACAGGGGCACGAUCGUCAACUUCCCCUAAAAAAACUUCCCCUUUAUCCAAAAACAAACACUCCAAACACCACCCUUGACCCCAUCCCACGUCACUUUCUCUCUCCUCAAAAAACCCCUCUUUCAAUGGCGAUGUCACGACCCUCCCAACCACCUCCGCCGCCGCAACAACCACCGCCGGCAGUCCGAUUAAACCUCGAAAUCACCAUUAUCUCCGGCAAACACCUCAAAAAUGUCAACUGGAAAAACGGCGAUCUCAAACCCUACGCCAUUUUCUGGGUCGACCCGGAUAACAAACUCACCACCAAAUCCGAUGAUUCCGGUAAUACCAAACCCGUUUGGAACCAGCGAUUCCUCUUACCCAUAACUUCCCCUCUUUCCGACGCUUUUCUCUCUCUUGAAAUCUUCCAUUCAAAAGCGUCGGAAACCCCUAAACCUUUUGUGGGUUCUCUUCAAGUUCGUCUUUCUACCCUACCCGAACCCGAUAACCGGAAUAUUAUUCGGACAUACAACGUUCUCCGACCUUCUGGUCGCCCCGAUGGUAAGAUCCGAUUAAAGCUUGCGAUAAAGGAUCAAGCUUUACCUCAGCAACCUCAACCUCAUAGUGGGUUGGAGUAUGAUUACCAAACUACCCCUCAUCCUGGGUAUUAUUACUCUUCUGCCCCUCCUUAUCCGUACAGUAGCUCCAGGUCAGCAUCCCCUGCUCCUCCACCGCCUCCUACGGCGUUUCCGUACUCUAUGGGGUACUACUCGGGGUACUUCCCUCAAAGUGGGGUCAGGUCUUAUGGGGCACCGUCUGCUCCGGUUGAUUACAGUCCUUAUGAGCAGAGGACGAGGACAAGUGGCGGUUUCGGGCUCGGUACCGGGUUAGCUGUUGGUGCGGUUGCUGGGGCGCUUGGUGGGAUUGCAUUGGAUGAAGGGUUUAAGUAUGAGCAAGAGAAGAUUGCUGAGAGGGUUGAUGAGAAUUAUCUGCCAAAAAAUGAUUUUAGUGAUUACCGUGGUGAAUAUUAGUGUGCAGGGAUAGUUAUGGCAUGAUGACUCUAUACAGUUUGGGGGGUAAGCUUGCUUGUUGUUCAUGGCUGUGUUUAAUCAGCUGGUUAUUGUGGUUUUAUUGCUUUGAUUAUGUUUUAUUAAACAGUUUGAAGGCCUUUGUGGAAUAAUUAAGUGUAUAUUGUACAUAGUUCUACUUCUACUUGACUUGUUUAAAUGGUAAUGUUAACCAUAGAAUUCCUGUUUUUAUGAUUUGAUACUCUUUAAUGUAUGACCGAGUUUCAGUAUUUCACAUGUUAUAAGAAUUGAUUGAUGGAUCA